Molecule: messenger RNA, 1407 nt
Organism: Plasmopara halstedii
Lineage: Eukaryota; Oomycota; Peronosporomycetes; Peronosporales; Peronosporaceae
Product: Transcription factor Iwr1
Exons: 3
Coding region: 1-1407 (468 amino acids)
Molecular function (GO): protein binding
Source: RefSeq, a predicted model, not a curated record
AUGGGCGACAAUGCGUCGCAAAGUACAGGAUCGUCCGUUGCUACUAAAGCUUCGCACUCUUUGACAGUCAAACUUGAUGAGCAGAAGAAGCCAUCGUUUGUUUUUCUGAGCUUGAAACGCAAGCGCACAGAUGAACCGAUGAAUUGUUUAGUGGUGCAGAGCGAGCCAGAUUCGAAGCGCUACAAGACAGAUCUCCUUGAAGCAUUUGCACAGCUAUCAACUGGCAAAAAGCGCUUUGUGUUCAAGCAUAUUGACACAAUGGAAGAAUCUGUAGCUUCUGGUCAUGCAAAAUGGACACAGCGACUCAAACGCAAAGCUCGUACGCUCAAGGAGGAGCAUGCUAACAUGAUGGCUAAAAAGCAUCAAAUUUCUGUGUUUCAGAAAGAGUUUGGAGCUUCAAAACAGACAGAGAAGCGUGUUAAACAGCAGCAAUGUCGCUCAAAGGCGCGAAGAAAUGAGAAUGUUUUUCAAUCUAGAGGCUUAAACGCUUUCGUGGAGAUCAAAGAGACGCAGAAGAUAGAGUUGGGUGGUAUUCGAUUGGUUGAUCUACAAAUGUCGAGUGAUUCGAAUCCGAACAUCGAGGUGGGGGUUGAGAAAAAUGGAACUAAGAGUAAUGCCGAUCUUGUCACUAUCAAUGGUGUCACGUUGAAACCGACGAGGGUGCUGAAUCCGUACGAGCGUGAGCUUGAUGAGGCGAUCUGGGCUGCAUUUCGAACGAAUGAUUUUGCACCGUUUUUUCGGAUUUAUCAUGCACAGCAGUCAGAACAACGUGCAAUUCCGACAACUUUUCAAAGACCAGUAGAUGGAAGUACAAUCUUAAUGGCCGCGGCAUUGCACGGACGUAAUGAUGUGAUCGAAGUACUGCUACGUUCUGGUAACUUGAGCAUUCUUCAACAAGAUUGGGAAGGGGCAACUGCAGCUAUGUUUGCGGAACGUGGAGGUCAUUUGAAUGUAGCAACAGCACUGCGCGCUUGUGAAGAAGCAGAAAGAGAAAAGGAUUACGUCUACGACGUCUACUGUGUUGAUCUUGAAGCGACUGAGAAACAGGACCCGUUACAAGACUCUUCAACCGAUUUAGCAGAUAUUAGCAAACAAAUAGGUGUUAAUAGUGCGCCAAUUGUGAAUGUAAGCUCAGAGGUACACCACUGGCUUUCAAGGGAUACGCCUAGUGAUGAAGUGGAGGAAUAUGUGCUGGAAUCCGACCUUGAUAGCAGUGAAGAUGACGGAUUGAGCGAAGACUCAAAUGGUGAGGACAAUGCUGCAAACGACUACCCAGAUGAAGAGUUAUCAGACGAGUCGGACGAGUCUCUAGCGGACAGCGAUGACCUUGACGAGAUCAGGGCGAGGCGUCGAUGGCAACCUAAUGAUGACGACGACUCUGAGCCGGAUAAUUUUGAGUUUCAAUAG